This is a messenger RNA of Knipowitschia caucasica, 2460 nucleotides long. Lineage: Eukaryota; Metazoa; Chordata; Actinopteri; Gobiiformes; Gobiidae. The record is from the annotation of a GenBank genome assembly.
AUGAUCAUGAAGACCUUUGUGCUGAUCCUGGUUCUACUGUGUGUCUUCAUCCACACAGCUGAAGGACUUCAAUGCAGACGUUGCUAUGGUUACUCGUCAUGUGAUCAAACACCACAGAAAUGUUCAGGAAGUCAAACGUUCUGCUUCUCACGCGCCACCACAGGUUCCAAUAGUUAUGGGAUGUCCACAAAUCAUUAUGUGGAGAAGGGAUGUGCGUCACAUGACAUUUGCACGUCGACCGGCAGUCACGUGGUGUCAUAUGACAUUGGUUAUCGGGCUCAUGUCACCAACACCACCUGCUGCGACACCGACAACUGCAACGAUGCUGUCGCUGACUAUUCGACGCCGUCGCCCCCUGCUGGACCUCUGCAGUGCUACGGCUGUGACCCCUCCAGGCUCGAGUGCAUUGCCAACGUGACCUGCCGCGACCACGAGUCCUGCUUCCAAACAUCCCCAAGCCCUUACAGCGGCCAUCAGUCAUAUUAUGGCUGCAUCUCGGAGAACGUGUGCAGCAACAGCAGUCUCUCUACACUUUACGGCGUCGACCAUGUGUCCUGCUGCAACACUUCCCACUGCAACGUCCCAGAGCUGGGGAUUCAGUGCCAGACAUGUGUGAAUUACGACUGCUCUUCUCAGCGUUCGGUCUUCUGCUCCAACGACGUAACAAUGUGUCACAGCCAGUACCGCUCAGAUACCUAUCCUUAUGGGACUUAUACACAUUUAGAGAAGGGUUGUGCUUCCUCUGAGAAGUGCCCAUCUACAGGAAGUCACUUGAGUUCACAUAACAUUGGUUCUGGGUCGAGUCUCAUCUACACCUCCUGCUGCGACACAGACAACUGCAACAAUAAUGACACUGACGCAGCGCACGCGGAGAUGAUGCUGCUGCUGCUGCUGAGUGCCCUCUCCGUCUGUGCUCAAAGCGGAUUGGACGACUCAGACCACGCCCCCAACGAGCCACACCUGGUUUCCCACGGCAACGGAUGUCCAGACCUGUGCCUCGUCGACGCCCCCUUGUGUCAGGAUGAAAACUCCAGACUGAGCUUCGACGCCGUUUGUCAGAUCCACAGGAUGAUGGACGACGACGCAGACGGGAGCAUCGAUAGUGUGGAGACGGACGGGUUUCUUCGCGACGACAUGAAGUUUUCAGACUCAAAAACCAAACGACGAAACUUUCACCGCAUCGACCUCCACAUCAGCAUCGAGGACAUGUGGAGGACCUGGAAGCACUCCGAGGUCUAUAACUGGUCCGUGGAGACGGUGGGGCAGUGGUUGUGUCUCAGUGUGGAGCUGCCUCAGUAUUCUGACACCAUCAACGCUCUGGGACUCAACGGGACCAGUCUGCCCAGGUUGGCAGUGAAGAACUCGACUCUUUCUGGAUCUUUGCUGAAAAUCUCUGAUCGAAGCCACGCCCAGAAACUUCAGCUCAAAGCCCUGGACACGGUUCUGUUCGGCCCCCCACCAGGGCGGGACCCGGGCUGGAAGGACCUGGUGCUGGUGCUGUCUGUGGUCCUGGCGCUGGUCGGGUGCUGCUUCGCCUUCGUCCAGAGCAGGAAGUCCAGAGACGACCUCAGCAAACUCAGCAAAGACCUGGAAGGACUUCAGAAGGCCGAGGAGAGCCUCCUGGACCUGCAGCACAAAGAACCUACAGAGAACCUGACAGAGAACCUGACAGAGAACCUGACGGAGAACCUGACGGAGAACCUGACGGAGAACCUGACGGAGAACCUGACGGAGAACCUGACGGAGAACCUGACGGAGAACCUGACGGAGAACCUGACGGAGAACCUGACGGAGAACCUGACAGAGAACCUGACAGAGAACCUGACGGAGAACCUGACGGAGAACCUGACGGAGAACCUGACGGAGAACCUGACAGAGAACCUGACAGAGAACCUGACAGAGAGCCCGACAGAGAGCCCGACAGAGAGCCCGACAGAGAGCCCGACAGAGAGCCCGACAGAGAGCCCGACAGAGAACCCGACAGAGAACUUUCAUAAAGAUCAGAUUUUACUGCAGAGGGCGCAGGAGGAGCAGCGCAGUGUCCAGGUGGAGAAGGUGCAGGUGGAGAAGCGGCUCCAGUCCGAGAUCCUUUCUGCCAAACAGGAAGCUGAGCGGCUGAAGGAGCUGAGGAAGCAGACGGGCAACGAGACCAGUCGCCAGAAGUAUGUGGAGGAGGAGCUACAGCAGAUGCGUGAGGCUCUGAAGAAGGCGGAGCGAGAGCUGGAGGAGCGCUCUGAUUGGUCGCCUGCGGAGCCGCUGCAGAAGUGGCUCCAGCUCACGCACGAGAUCGAGGUCCAGUAUUACAACAUGAAGAAGCAGAACGCAGAGAGGCAGCUGCAGCAGGCCCGAGAGGGGGCUGAAAGGAUAAAGAAGAAGCGCAGUUCUCUGUUCGGGACUUUCCACGUGGCUCACAGCUCGUCUCUGGACGAUGUCGACCACAAGAUCCUCUCUGCAAAGUGA